CAGCUUGAGUCUGACAGUGGGAGGGGCUUCGAGCAGGAGGUCACAACAGUCAUGGCGUGCAGAGGAUUUAUUAUGAAAUGGAGCAAAGCAGAGUUCGUUAGAUCGCCAAACGCUGUGUCGCGGUGCUCAAGACUCAACCAGUACCAGCAACAGAGGUGCGGUUUCCGCCGGGAAGCUAAGAGGACAGAUACCAAAACGGGAAAUGUCACACAGCAACAAACCAAAGCAUCACCGCCUGAGGCGGGCACGCCAGGACCCCCGCCUCCUCCUAAAGUCCGACGGCCAACGCUCUUCAGACCACUGAUGUUCACAGUAGGGUUUGCAGGGUGCUCCUUUGGCGGCGCGGCCAUUCUGCAGUAUGAGACCCUGAAAGCCAGAGUUCAGACUGCAAAAGAUGGGGAGGAAUUAGAGAAACUCAUGAUGGGCUCCCAGGAUAUGGCGUACUGGCACGACUGGUGGAACCAACUGUCCGGCUUCCAGCGGCAGCUGCUCCUCCUCGUGUCCAUAGUGGACGACUUCUGGAGCAGCCUCACAGAGGGACAGAGGACUGCUACCGGUAUUAUAGCAAUAAACGUUGCGGUUCUGUGUUGCUGGAGGAUCCCUUCGAUGCAAAGAACUAUGAUAAAGUACUUCACAGCCAACCCUGCCUCCAAAACACGGUGCCUUCCCAUGGUUCUGUCUUCCUUUAGCCACUACUCCAUUAUCCACAUGGUGGCCAACAUGUACGUCCUAUGGACGUUUUCCUCCGGUAUCGUCUCCCUCUUAGGCAAAGAGCAGUUUCUUGCAGUCUACCUCUCUGCUGGUGUGAUAUCCACAAUGGUCAGUUACGUUUGUAAAACAGCCACCGGGCGUUUCUAUCCAUCACUAGGGGCGUCAGGUGCUGUCAUGGCGGUACUUGCUGCAGUCUGUACAAAAGUACCAGAGGCCAAGCUAGGCAUCAUCUUCCUCCCUGUGCUCACUUUCACUGCCGGAAAUGCUCUCAAAGCAAUUGUGGCCAUAGAUGCGGCGGGGCUCAUGCUGGGAUGGCGGCUGUUUGAUCAUGCUGCUCACCUUGGCGGUGCUCUCUUUGGAGUCUGGUACGUGGCAUACGGCAACAAGCUAAUCUGGAGAAGGAGGGAGCCUCUCGUGAAGCUGUGGCACGAUUUUCGCUCUCUCGGUGGCAGAGGAUCAAGGCCCGGUGGUGGAGGACCUGGAACCCAGUAAUCCCACCUAAAGAUCCCUGAAAUCCGACGCCAACGGGAUUCCUCUCAUCUCUGAAAAGACCUGGAUUUUUUCUAAUCUGUUGAAGGGGCUGUCAGUUUUCCUGAAUAAAUAUAGAAGUAUAUUAAAAUAAAAUGUUGUAUUCAAUGUGAACGAAACAGUGAGUUAGCUCACCUAAUGAUAUUUAGAGACUUAAGAUUUAAUGAGGCCAUAUUGGCAUUUUGGGGCGCUUCCCUCCUACGGUGUGGUACCACUUGUUUCCUUCUAAGGCUUUCAUAUCGCAGCAUAAAAAGGUGAAUACAUUUGAUCUCAGAUGAACAAUAGCAAAUAAAGAGACCAUUUUUUUUAA
This is a messenger RNA of Fundulus heteroclitus (mummichog), 1549 nucleotides long. It is a transcript of the gene parla, whose product is annotated as presenilin associated, rhomboid-like a. Lineage: Eukaryota; Metazoa; Chordata; Actinopteri; Cyprinodontiformes; Fundulidae. Gene Ontology annotation, cellular component: membrane. The transcript is spliced from 10 exons. The record is from RefSeq and is a predicted model, not a curated record. Gene Ontology annotation, molecular function: serine-type endopeptidase activity. Bases 52 to 1203 code for a protein of 383 amino acids.